UUUCGCAUGUUAGCAGAGCAGGCUUGAAUGGUCCCUUAUGCUUUGCUCUCUGUCCUGGGGCGGGGUGCUGUGAAAGGUGCUCAGGCAAGCUCCGAAGUUGCGACAUGGAUCCACUGACUUAUGAUGAUGUGUAUGUAAACUUCACUCGAGAAGAAUGGGCUUUAUUGAAUCCUUCACAGAAGAAUCUCUACAAAGAUGUAAUGUUGGAGACCUACAGGAACCUCAAUGCUGUAGGCUACAAUUGGGAAGACAGUAAUAUUGAAGAACAUUGUGAAAGUUCCAGAAGACAUGGAAGGUAAUUUUCAUGUGCAAGUGCUAUGAAUUUGCCUCUGAAGAAAUGUUCAUGUGUCCUGGUACUAUAAAAGAAA
This is a messenger RNA of Mus pahari (shrew mouse), 368 nucleotides long. RefSeq names its product zinc finger protein 431-like. The record is from RefSeq and is a predicted model, not a curated record. Gene Ontology annotation, biological process: regulation of DNA-templated transcription. Lineage: Eukaryota; Metazoa; Chordata; Mammalia; Rodentia; Muridae. The coding region runs from base 105 to 299 and encodes 64 amino acids. The transcript has 3 exons.